Molecule: messenger RNA, 1581 nt
Organism: Sitodiplosis mosellana (orange wheat blossom midge)
Lineage: Eukaryota; Metazoa; Arthropoda; Insecta; Diptera; Cecidomyiidae
Product: methyl farnesoate epoxidase-like
Exons: 7
Coding region: 45-1538 (497 amino acids)
Biological process (GO): xenobiotic metabolic process
Cellular component (GO): cytoplasm; intracellular membrane-bounded organelle
Molecular function (GO): heme binding; iron ion binding; oxidoreductase activity, acting on paired donors, with incorporation or reduction of molecular oxygen, reduced flavin or flavoprotein as one donor, and incorporation of one atom of oxygen
Source: RefSeq, a predicted model, not a curated record
GACACCAUUUUACCGUUAUUGUGCAUACAUCGCAGUCGAACAAAAUGUUUCUCGUUUUUGUGCUCAUUGUGACUGUGCUUGGGCUGCUGCUGAUAGAUUCGCGAAAACCGAAACAUUUUCCACCAGGGCCACGUUGGUUACCUUCAAUCGGCAAUCUUUUUUUGGUGCACAAAUUACGUGCAACAUAUGGGUUUUUCUAUUUGGUGUGGCAUCAUUUUUACCAAAGCUAUGGACCGGUAGUCGGAAUACGCAUCGGUCGAACUUUUUUAGUGAUAGUCUUGGGCAGAGAUGCGAUACGCGAGUUUUACAACAUGGAUUCGGUAAAUGGCCGACCAAUUGGAUUUUUCUAUCGUAUUCGAACUUUCAAUAAGCGAUUGGGUGUUGUAUUCAAUGACGGUGAUUUUUGGGACAUUCAAAGAAAGUUCUCAUUAAAAGUACUACGCCAAAUGGGCAUGGGGCGUGCCAAUAUGAUUGAACAAAUUGAAAGCGAAUGCAUCGAAAUGGUUAAAUUUUUUACAAAAAAAUCAACAAAUGAUCAACUAAUUGAAAUGCAACACGCUUUCGACAUUCCCGUGUUGAACAUUUUGUGGACAUUGAUCGCUGGAUAUAGGUUCGAACACGAUGACGAACGUUUGCAAAAGCUUCUAAAAAUGAUUCAUGAGUGCUUUCGAGUGGUUGAUAUGACUGGUGGUAUUCUGAACCUAUUACCAUGGGUAAGAUACUUUAUUCCAGUUAAAUCGGGCUAUAAACCAUUAGUUGACAAUCACAAGCAACUGUGGAGCUUCUUGCGUGAGGUGGUUAAUGAAACCAGGGCAAAAAAUUCUAACGAACGACCCAAAUCUUUUAUCAACUCAUAUUUGGAAGAAUUGGAGAGCAAAUCCAACGGGGAAAAUAUACAUGGUUCAUUUUCUGAUGAACAGCUGUUAUCAAUUUGCUUAGACUUCUUUCAAGCAGGUACGGAGACUACAAGUAAUACGCUUAGUUUUGGUCUAAUGUACAUGGUUCAUAAUCGGCGAGUUUGUGAUCAAGUACAAGCUGAAUUAGACGCAGUAAUUGGACAAAAACGAUUUCCCAAUUUGCAAGAUCGUAAUCAUUUGCCAUAUGUGGAAGCAGUUCUAUCGGAGAUACAAAGAUUUUCGAAUGUAGCGCCGUUGGGCAUAGCUCAUCGUACCACGGAAAAUACCCAAUUCAAAGAGUACGUUAUCCCAAAAGACACUGUAAUAUUGAUGUCACUAUACAGCGUUAACAUGGACAAAGAUUAUUGGCACGAUCCGGACAUCUUCAGACCUGAACGCUUUUUAAAUGAAAACGGAGAAUAUAUACCUCAUACAGAGCAGUUUCUUCCAUUUGGUUUAGGCAAGCGACGUUGUAUGGGCGAAAACUUGGCCAAAGCUAGCUUAUUCUUAUAUUUUGCAACAUUUAUGCACGCAUUCAACAUGAUUGUACCGAAUAAUGUAUCACUACCGAAUAUCAAACCAAUUGAUGGCAUAACGCUACAACCAAGACCAUUCAAACUUCAAUUGAAACCAAGAUUUUAGACUGAUAGCCAACAAAUUUAACAUUUCAAUAUAAUGAAUAAUC